GUAGUACCUGCUUCCGGGCAAUAGUAUUUACACCUACACCUACGUGGUUGGUGCUGGCGCUGCUGUCAACACACACCUUUCCUCUGACGACAUCGUGGCGGCAACUGGCGUGCAGGUACACAGUCUUCCUCUAACGACCAUAAGGAGAAGAAACAGCACCAAUAUCUGACACACGAGGUCCUUUUGAGUCUCCUGCCGCCACGAUACUGAGGAGGCAAAACGCUGUGAGUGAGGAGCCGCCCUCGGGAGCCAGGCUGGGCGGCCUUCAGAGCCAGCGUGCCAUGUCGGUGUUCCGGCAAGAGAGCCUGUCGGAGGAGGUCAACAGGGAGAGUGCCACUUUCACCACCGUGGCCGGAGGUAGCGUGGCCCUCCAGUUCAAGGCUUCCAUUUCAUCCACUUCAUCCUCAUCCACGCAGACCACCAGCGAGACGGUUGUUCAGCGCAUGGUGGGGAUGGGCGUGCAGACCUCCGGUAAUUGCGAGGGCAUGGUAGGCGGCAACCCGUCCCAACCGCUAUACGACCAUGCCCCCACCACCUCCACCCCGUCCUCCGCGGCCCACGCCCCUCCACACACCUACCCUUCCUCCCACCCCGCCCUGGCGCCCACACCUGACUGGACGCUCGCCGGGAUCCUCGACGUGAAGGACAACACGGCGGGCCUCGAGGGGGAUCUGCGCAGGAAGGACCAGCUGAUCGAGGAGCUCAUCAAGAUGCACCCCAGCCACGGCCUCAACAAGGUGCGCGGGGGCGAGGCGGAGGAGGCGCUGCGGAGUGACCUGGCGGGGAUGACGGUGAAGGUGGAGCGUCUGGAGCAGCAGGUGCGGGACGCCCAGGCGGGCCUGGCUGCCCGUGACGCCCGUAUCACGGAGCUGACCCGCCAGCUGGACGCCCACAGGCAGGAGCACGCCCGCCAGGCCGCCACCAUCGUCACUCUGCGCCAGAAACUUCAGGAGGAGGAAGCAGUCACAGUGUCGCUUCGGGCAGGCCAGCGCCGAAAGGAGUACACCGUGGGCGCUCUCACUCGAGAGAACCGGCAGCAUGCAGACCGCAUCAGCGAGCUGGAGUGUCGCCUCAAAACCCACUUGGAGGAGAGGGAAGUGGCCGAGCAGAGGAGCGAGACGUCUCAUAAGCGGCUGAUGGAGCUAGUGCGAGUCGUGACUUCCUCCCUCAGCAUGGGAGACCUGGACCCUCAGGACGCUCACGAGAAGCUCUCCACCAAGCUCGCCGAGCUUGUCCAGGACUGCGCGCGCCUGAGGAGUGAGAUGGGCCGCCUGACGGAGGAGCUGGAGCAGAGGGAGGGAGAGGCGUCGUCGGCGAGGCAGACUGUGGCAAGACUUGUGAACGAGCUGGACGACGAGAAAAAGUCCGUCGAGGAGCUGAACAUGGCCCUGGUUGAUUACAGGAAGGAAAUUGAUGACCUGCGGACAAAGUUGCGAGCGGCGGAGGAGGAGGCGAAGAGCGUGCGGGAGAGGCUGCACAACACCAACAAGUCCUACAACACCACCCUGGAGGAGCUGCACGCCGCGGAGAGGAACCUGCAGCAGGCCAAGGACGAGGCCGUGGUGACGGAGCACCGGCGGCAGCAAACCGAGGCUGAGGGGCGGGGGUUCCUGACCACCGUGGCGGCGCUGCUCUCCAGCCCUGACAACCGAGUCGCCGCGGGGACUCAGGCUAUCACGGACCGUAUCCAGGGCCUGGUGGCCGCCAACAGGGAGGCGGCAGAGCACGUGGAGCGCCUGACCUCUCAGGUGACCAGCCUCGGGGAACAGUCACGACGUCACACUGAGCUAUACGAGACGGCGGUGAGGCGCGGUCGCCAGACUGAAGCCGACCUGCACGCCCUCUCCAACCGCUGCCGCCAGCUGGAGGCCGAGCAAGGGGCGGCGGAGGCCUCUCGCGAGCACCUCAUCAUCGGGAAAGAAAAGCUGGAGCGGACUUUGGGCAGGGUGGUGGAGUCGUUGGGUCUGGCCGAGAUGGGGAAGGAGGUGACCAGCGACGUGGAGAUGAUCAUGUGCCGCUGCCAGCAACUCGUCAAGCUUGAGGGAGAAAAGAUCGUGGAUAAGACAACGACAGUGUACCAGCUACAGCGGAAGGUAAAGGGUCUGCGAGAGGCGGUGGAGAGGAAGGACUUGCACGUGGACAUGUUGAGGCGCAAGCUGGCCCUGACCGAGGACGCUGCCAGGGCCUCGCGCCAGCUAGAGGAAGAAAGAGACGACAUCGUUGCCAAGUACAAGCGGCAGUGUCGUCUGGUGGAGCGACUCAACGCAGAAACAGCAGAGUCACGCCUGCAGCUGAGAGACUUAAAGGCCCAGCUCGCCCAGGCCGCCGAGGAGAAGAGCCGCGCCUCACAGUUGCAGAAAAAGGUGGACGAGUUGACAUCCAAGGUCAACGAGCUGGACGUCAUAAGGUCUCGCCAGCAAAAGAAAAUCUCUCACCUGAAGGAACAGGUCAAGGCGCAGGGGGAACACGUGUUGGAGGAGCGGCGGUUGACCGAGGCGGGUAUGGAGAGUGUGACGCAGGAACUGGCCCUCACCAAGCAAGCCUUCAGGGACGUUACCAGGCGGGAGAAACAGCUCUCGGAGUUCCGCAGGACGGUGGUGGAGCUGCUCGGGGCUGAUGGCGAGCCGGGCGUCGAGGGUGAUUACGAGGCCAUCUGCCGGCUGGAGCGGCUUGUUGGCGCUCAUAAGGAACUGACCGACCUGUCCCGACGCUUGGAUGAGAUCACGGCGCCUUCGAGGCCAAGCAGCGCAAGGACGUUGGCCAGCCGCUCGCCUCCGCUGAGGUCUCCCGUGCGGCCCUCGUCUGGAAUGUCUCCUCCCCUCAGGAUGGACUCCCCCUCCAGAAUGCCGGUAGAGCAAAGCUACCUUGACAUGUCGGAGGAGCUGCGAGCCCUGGCAGACGACGCCCACAACCUCCGCCCCCACAUCCGCUCCGUGGCCCGCCGCCCGCCCUCCGCCCAAUCCCGCACGCCCAGCCCCACCAAGCGGCACUCCACUGACGAUGAUGAGUCCAGUUAACAUAAUGAUAACGGUUUUUAAAUAGAAGGACGUAGUUGUUAUAUUUUAUCAUUAUUUUUUUUUUAAAGAAAGGGAGACAGCCCAAGGGCAUUAAAAAUAAAGCUGUAAUAAAUAAAGCCUUCCAAGCUCUGCUCCAACAAAAGAAAAAUAGAACAAGAGGCCAAAAGAGAGGUCAAUUUCGGGAGAAAAGGUGUCUUGAUAUUCCUCUCUUGAAAGAGUCAUAGGCAGGAGGAUAUACAGAUAAAGGAAGGCUGUUCCAGAGUUUACAAGCAGAAAGGAUAAAAUAAUGAAGAUGCUGGUUAACUCUUGCCUAAGGGAUUUAGACAGUAUAGGGGUGAGCAAGAGUAUUAAGUCGAGUGCAGCGGGGCCGUGGGAGGGUAGUAUAUGUAUAUAUAUUAUUUGUAGUUACUCAGGAAACGUUUUCUGUGAAGUCGCGAUAGGCUAUUUUUUUCUGUGCUGUUAAAGGCUUGUCAGUGAAAAAAAAAGAAAUAAUAAUGUAGUUUGAAUCCACAUAUGUAGCUACAUUAUCAAAACACUGAAACUGGAUCAACGUUAAUGGCAAUGGAUCUCGUUUGCCUUCACACAAAAAAACUAGUUCGUGAUUCAA
This is a messenger RNA of Eriocheir sinensis (Chinese mitten crab), 3624 nucleotides long. RefSeq names its product coiled-coil domain-containing protein 170-like. The transcript has 19 exons. NCBI's taxonomy places the organism in Eukaryota, Metazoa, Arthropoda, Malacostraca, Decapoda, Varunidae. The coding region runs from base 282 to 3017 and encodes 911 amino acids. The record is from RefSeq and is a predicted model, not a curated record.